Messenger RNA from Colletotrichum orchidophilum, 1608 nucleotides. RefSeq names its product WSC domain-containing protein. Lineage: Eukaryota; Fungi; Ascomycota; Sordariomycetes; Glomerellales; Glomerellaceae. The record is from RefSeq and is a predicted model, not a curated record. Bases 1 to 1608 code for a protein of 535 amino acids. Gene Ontology annotation, biological process: response to reactive oxygen species; cellular response to oxidative stress; hydrogen peroxide catabolic process. Gene Ontology annotation, molecular function: heme binding; peroxidase activity. The transcript is spliced from 2 exons.
AUGAGAGGCGGUGGACUUACUGUUGCCCUUGUCGGCGGCGUCACUGCGCUAUCGCAUGGCGUGGGAGCCGCAUAUGUCUGGCCUUCCAAGUAUGACGAGAUUGAAGAUAUUCUCUCGUUGCAGACGGGAUACCGCAGCAGGGGCUUCGUCGAAGGUGUGACCCCUUGCUCCUUUGGCGGCAACAUCGCCGGCCGCCAGUUCGCCGCGGAGUGGAUCCGCACCGCCUUCCACGACGUUGCUACCACCGACGCCGCCGCGGGAACGGGCGGCCUGGACGGCUCCAUCUGGUUCGAAGUCGGCCGUGCCGAGAACGGCGGCGCGGCGUUCAACAACACGUUCAACUUCUUCAGCAACCUCUACUCCAUCAGGGCAUCCGCGGCGGACCUGCUAGCCAUGAGCGUCGUCGUCGCCAAUGCGGGCUGCGGCGGCGCGAGGAUGCCCUUCCGCGCCGGCCGGGUCGAUGCCGUCGCAGCCGGCCCCGCAGGCGUACCGGAGCCGCAGACGCCGCUCAACACGACAAUGGCCACGUUUGCGAAAGCCGGGUUCAGCCAGGGCGAGAUGAUUUCGCUUGUGGCGUGCGGGCAUACCCUCGGCGGCGUGCACAGCAGGAACAAUCCGCACAUCACGGGUCUCGACCCGAGCCCGGACACAGUGACCAAGUUUGACAGCACGUUUGACGACUUUGACAACAAGAUUGCGACCGAGUAUGUCAGGGGUAACACGACGAACCCCUUGGUCGUCGGGCGGAACGAGACACUCAACUCGGACAAGCACAUCUUCUCGUCGGACGGGAACAAGACGAUCAAAGACCUGGGGUGUACCAAGAACGGCUUCAAGACGGCGUGCGCCGAAGUCUUUACGCGAAUGAUCGACACCGUGCCCUCGACGGUGCAGUUGACGGAGCCUGUGGAGCCAGUCGACAUCAAGCCCUAUGUUACGCUGGCCCUGAGCGGCAACGGGAGCCUUGCGUUUAGCGGCUGGGUGCGCGUCAGGACGACGGAGGAGACGGGGCGGGACACGGGCGAUUUGGCCGUCCAUCUCAGCUUUGCAGACCGGGGCGGCGAGGGUUCCGUCGUUGUUCCGGCGACGCUCGACGAAGGGGGCGUGACCUAUGGCCUCUGGGGGGAGAUUUUUGCCUGGUACCAUUUUGAGACGACCAUCAGCGCAGCGAGCGGCAUCAGCAGAUUCCUCGUUCACCUAACGACGCCCUCGAGCAAUGCUACAUCCGUGUACAACAAUGACGGCAGCGGUUUUCCCCUGGACGAUGUGAUUCUCUAUCAAGAUACCUCAUCGUGCGUCAACCGGACGAGCGUGGACAACGAGCGCACCUUUACCGUCACGGCCGCGGUCCUCAAGGCGCGGGCGGCGGAUCCCGUAACGAUGGAAGUCGUGCGUCUCGUGCGGCGUCAGGAGGCGAUUCAUAGGAAGCUCAAGGUCGAGAGCGUCGAGCUCGCGGCGACGGGCGAGGAGGAUAGCGGAUAUAUGCUCUUCCAGGCGCAGGUGCAGCUUGCGACGAGCGGUUGGAGCACGAGCUUCGACCUUGUUUUGGGAGGGGAGAAGGAAGUCAGAGUCGGCUUCUUGAAGACGCAAGCUUGCCCGCGUGGAUGA